Messenger RNA from Nymphaea colorata (pocket water lily), 2253 nucleotides. RefSeq names its product protein PSK SIMULATOR 1-like. The record is from RefSeq and is a predicted model, not a curated record. The coding region runs from base 210 to 1970 and encodes 586 amino acids. Gene Ontology annotation, biological process: positive regulation of growth. The transcript has a single exon. Lineage: Eukaryota; Viridiplantae; Streptophyta; Magnoliopsida; Nymphaeales; Nymphaeaceae.
GAGCGCAGAAGGUGUCGGGUUGCGGAGGGAGGUCUCGGGAGCAGCGCAUGUGGGGAGGUCCCCCCGCUUUAACCCACACCCCUGUCGCUAGGCGCACGUGCUAAGCGCCCCAAAUCCAACAGUGGAAUUGCGUACAAGGCACACAGGAGAGCAGACGAGAGAGUCCCCACCAUGACCGCCAUGGAAAUGCUUCCGCCAUUUUCAGAGGCAUGAAAAAGAAUCGGACGCAGAAACCCCACCAUCUAAAAGGCCACCAAACUCCACCUUUUCUGCUCUCUCUCUCUCUCUUGGACACGAAUACAACGCAUACUCUUAUACAUAUAUACACGCGCUUCUCAAUCGUGGGGAGAGAGAGAGAGAGAGAGGGCUGCCCUUCGAUCUGCUCCUUUUUAAUCCUUAUCUCUUGCAGCUCACCACCACUCCUGCAAUUAUUGUUCCACCCCCACUCGCCUCUCUCUGGCACAGAGCCGCCAUCUUUCCUUGUAGACGGAGAGAUAGAGGGGGGAAGAGAUCCGGAGAGAUACGAUUCCAGAAUCGGGAUUGAUCUCAUGGAGGCGUGGCUUGUGAAGGUGUCGAGCACCUUGAAGACGGUGGUGCUCAAGAACAGGCAGCUGCUCAGCGGGGGGCCGACGGUGGGGGUUCUGGCCUUCGAGAUGGCCGGCAUCAUGUCGAAGCUGCUGCAGCUCUGGCACUCCCUCGCCGACAAGCAGAUCGCCAGGCUCCGCCACGACGUCAUCAACCAGGAGGGCGUUCGCAAGAUUGUCUCUAAUGACGACUCCCUGCUCAUCGGCCUCGCCUGCGCCGAGAUCGUCGACGCCCUUCGCCUUGCCGCUCGUUCCGUCUCCCGCCUCGCCUCCCGCUCCACCGACCCCGGGCUCCUGAAAUUCGACCGCCUUUUCCAUGGGUUCGCCAACUCGGGUUCCGGUGACGUCGGCGCCCCGCAGGGCUGGGUCCUGCCGCACAAGGAGAUGGAGUCCAAGGUCAAGAAGGCGAGCCGGUACGUCACCCAGACGGCUCGGCUGUACAAGGAGAUGGAGGCCCUGGCCGAGCUCGAGAGCUCCGUCAGGAAGCUGCAGGCCGCCGGCGGCAACUGCAACGAGAAGAAGGCCAUGGACCUGAGGGAGCGGAUCGAGUGGAGCAAGCAGGAGGUGAGGUUCCUAAAGGACGCCUCCCUCUGGUCCCGCAACUACGACUCCGUCGUAGAGCUCCUCGCCAGACUCGUCUUCACGAUCGUCGCCAGGCUGAAGGUGGUCUUCCGCCACGGCGACCCCGUUCCCGCUCCGGUUUUCCCCCGGAGCUCCUCCGUGUCAGCCGUGGUAUACCCGGCCUCCUCGGAUCCUGCAUCCGCCAUCACCAAUUACCAUUUCGCCUCCGGCCCCCUGCGGCCGACGAUGUCGCCGGCUAUGCAGGAGGAGCCGGCCGAGCCGUCGGGCGGGCUCUUCGACACAUGCUCGAAGCUGCUAGAGCCCCCGCCGUCUACCCUCGGCGCCGCGGCUCUGGCGCUGCACUACGCGAACGUGAUCAUCAUAAUCGAGAAGAUGGCGAAGACGCCGCACCUCAUCGGCAGCGACGCGAGGGACGACCUUUACGGGAUGUUGCCGGCGAGCGUCCGGGCGUCGCUGAGGACGCGCCUCAGGUCCUGCCGGUCCUCGCUGGAGGCCGGCGGCUUCUGCGCGGCCGACCCGGCUUUGGCGGAGGAAUGGAGCGAGGCCCUCCGCAGAAUCUUGGACUGGUUGUCCCCUCUCGCGCACAACAUGAUAAGGUGGCAGUCGGAGAGGAACUUCGAGCAGCGGCGCCUGGUGUCCUCCACCAACGCGCUGCUGCUCCAGACCCUCUUCUUCGCCAACCAGGCCAAGACCGAGGCGGCCAUCACCGAGUUGCUCGUGGGGCUCAACUAUAUAUGGAGGUACGAGAGGGAGCUCAACGCCAAGGCCUUCUUGGACUGCAAUUCGGCCAUGGCCUCCAUGUGAAUUGUAACACAGCAUAAUCACACAGACCAGUCGACGUCUUCUGCUUUCCCUUCAUAUAUUCGACAAGUUAAUUUCAUGCUUGUUACAAGAAGCCGUAGAAGAAGGUCGCUUUGUACUAUGGAAUAUGAGAUGUAUCACAGAUAGAAGGCCUUUCGACUUUUCCUUCUUUCUCCUGUUGAAUGUCUGUGGAUUGCUUCGUUAAACCUGGUGUACAUAGAAUUUGUGUGGUUUUCCCUGCCAUCUUGGGAAAUAAGAGUGCUUGAUUAGCGAGGCUUCCAUCUUC